GUCUCCAGUCUCCAGUCGCCAGCUUUCAGUAUAAUACAAAUCCAGACUACCCGGCGCGUCUUCUCCCAUGGAAAUACGAGCCUCCUCGACAUCAAAGCCAGUAUGACGACAGCAUUAGCUGCGCAACUUGCGCAGAUUGCUGCGAGUUCGAAAUCGACACUCGACGUUAAGGCGCAGAAAGCGGCCCAUUCAAAGUCGUUAAUCUUCGAACCACGAGUUGCGGCGUCGCAAAACUUCCAGACUCUCUAUGGUAUCUGUCACCAAGGAUAUGAAGAGCUUUGCCAGCUAGAUUCGCGCUUCGUACCCUUUGGUACAACCAUAUUCAGCGAGCAGAGUCAGGAUGAGGACCGGAGUCAAAUGACUGCUGCCGAAAAUGCAGAGCUCGACAAGAAGAUAGACUCAUUUCUCCACCUCGCGGGAGCGCGGCUUAGGCUUAUGCCAACAAUCAAGGCUAUUGAAUGGCUUAUCAGGAGAUUUAGGAUCCACGAAUACAAUACAGUCAUGCUCAUCUCGACCUUCCUCCCAUACCACACCAUCCCAGCCUUUGUGACACUCCUGUCUAUCUUGCCUAGUAGGAUACCGCCAGUGUAUAAGUUCUUAGAUCCCUACGUACGGUCGUUGACUCAGCCACCGAGGUCUGUCAUUGUCCACCAAGCGAUACACCAUUCCGACUUCCUCGCUACCCUCUCGACGUACACUCUAGACGCAUGCAAGGCCCAGCACCACUACCCUGCCUUGAUAUCUUUCUGGGGCGGGAUAAUGACCGAGGCGGUGAAUGGUAUGCUAGAUAAAAUGCGAUCCGGUCGUCGUAGCAUUCAACGAAGCAACGACCAAACUCUGCUGCACCAAAUAGGUCCUAUCCUUAGUGACGCUUUAGUCAUGAAUAAGGUCCCUGGUUUGCAAAUAGCCUCAUAUAUGGUGAUAUCUGUUUUCGUUGCGAAGGGCGACCUUGAUGAUACCGCCAUCAGUGCCUUGAUGGAGCAACUCGUUACUGGAUGGAUGGCAGAAUCCCUCCGUCCUGGUCUUGUCUGCCUCUCGAUUCUCGCACAAUAUCGAUCAGCGAAGCAAAUGUCCAGAAAAGUAACGAAGGCAUUUCUUAAGAUCCCGAACCUUUCUACUCUCCUUCCCGAAAUUGGCAGAGAGCAUAAUAUUACAAAGCUGGCGAAUGGUCUGUGUCUAGCCCUGGUAGAUAGGGCUCACAAGAAAGGCGAUAUAAAAGGCUUGCCGGUCAUUGAGUCGAUUCUCUUAAGUUCGGUUAUCAAUGACCAGCAGACGGCAGUCAUUUUCAAAAGUUUAUUGUUAGCAGCACACAAAGUCGGCGAUGACGUCGACCCGCAAGGAGAAGUGCGAAAGGCUCUAGCUUCUAUAAUUAUCAGGCUUUCGCAACUCGAUACGGACGCUGGGAAGAUAUUCAUCAAAGCAAUCGACGAGACCGAAGUCGACGUGGAUGCGCUAGAACUUAGGCUCGGUACUGAUCUUCGACCGAAACAACUUGCUAACCAGCCCCAACAAGAUAUUCCGAUGGUAGACGACGAAACUGUGCCGGUGCUUGUCGAAGGCAUGGAAUCUAUUGUCCAGCGCGUAGCCCACAUAUCGACCUCGCCAUCAGACUCGUGUCUACGAGCUGCUUCUUCGGACAUCUUCACCGACCUAUGUUCCAUCUUUCUUUUUAGCGUUGCUGAUCCGGAUAAUCUCAAGUCUUUCGACAAACUCGCGCCGUUGCAGCACGGCCAAGGGAGCGAGACACCCUUUUAUCUCACGUUCUUAAUGCGAACAUGGUGCGGACCAUACCCGGUAUUAGCUCGUGCUGCGGCUCUUGACUUGGCAAAGCGGCGCCUAAAAGACGACGACUGCAAGAGCGUAGACUUCCAAGCCCUCUUGCCAUACACUCUCGCGGCUCUAAAUGACCCAUCGAAAAGGGUACGUCGCGCUGCCGCGGAUUUAGCAGCUGUCCUUGAAAAUUUGUUCCAAGAUUUAGAAAAGUCUGAAACUCACAUCCGUUGGGCUAACGACUAUUUGUAUGAUGACGCUGAAUCGUCGGUAUGGAUGGACGUGGACGUCUGUUACAAAUUGCUGCACAAUGUCGUCACACCUGGCCUCGAAGAGUGUGUCUUAAAUGCUGAUCACAUCAUCGAGGUCUUACAAAGCGCAUUGAACAGCAGCUCGAAAUCUUCAGCUGAAGAAGAUAAGGAUAAGAAAAGCCACCUUUCGCAUAGUACCCGACGAUCCAUCCUAUCCUUCCUCUCUUCCCACGCAAUUCAAACUCCUCUCAUCGUCCUGAAGAUCCGCCUUCUUGCGUCAUUAAACCAGGUCAAGGGUGUCUCAGGCACUACUCGUACUCAAUUACUUCUACCACUGCUCAAAUGGUGGUCAUCCUUGUCUUCCGACGACGCUACCCGCGUGUGUGCCCAAGAAAAUGCCGGAGAGCCGGUCCUAGACCAAAGCAUUGUCGAGAUAGUGCUUCCGAACGAUAAAGAUGGCAUGGAAUUUCUACUAGGCAUUGUGGGAACUCAGCAAGUUAUUACAAGACCUAACCUCCUUCACGCCAUUUUCUUGCGAAUCCAGAGUUUAUGGCCAUCUAUGAAAACGGAUGCGAAGCAUAUGGUUGCUAGACAAAUGCUCGAACUAUCACAAAGAGAUCCGUCUAGUGAUGGCGGUGCCGUCUCCAGCGAAGCUGCGAAUCUCUUAAGGAAUGUGGAGCUUACAACAAACAUUCUCCUAUUCUUCCUAGAGUCUCUACAGCCGGCGGCUAAGAUGGCUACCGAACCACCAUCGGGCAAGCGUAGAAGGACUAGCUCUUCCGAGGCUCAUCGGGGACUAGGGACACAACCAACUCCAGAAUUAAGCACAAUGCUCAGGCAAGUCACCUUUGUACUGCAGCUCGUCGAGGGAUCCAAUCCUGAAAACCACCCUGAGCUACUCAAUGCUCUUUUCAAUGCCCUUUCCGAGCUCCAACAUUUUAGAGUAUUAGUUGGUUCGGAACUAGGGUAUCUUCAAAACCUCAUUCUUCGGAGUUUGCUGGCCAUGGUUCCCGCAUACAAGAAGGACAAGUCGUUGAAGAUUGACAGCACUGGCGGACACGGCGACCUCCUUGUUAAUUGCAUCCAGAAAUCCUCGAGUCCGUCAGUGCAAAACACUGCACUUCUGCUUGUCGCAAGCUUAGCAAAUGUUGCACCGGAUCUAGUACUCAACAGCGUGAUGCCAAUCUUCACGCAUAUGGGAGGGUCGGUGCUCCGUCAAAGCGAUGACUACUCAGCCCAUGUGAUAAAUCAAACAGUUAAAGAAGUUGUGCCGCCUCUUAUCCAGUCGCUGCGAAAAGGAAAGAUAAGUCCUCUGGCGGGAGCUUCCGAACUUUUACUCAGUUUCGUAACUGCGUACGAACACAUACCGUCACAUCGAAGACUUGGGCUAUUCGUAUCCCUAGUUGAGACCUUGGGUGCUGAGGAAUUCUUGUUUGCACUCUUAGCUAUGCUUACCAACAUGUACGGCGCUACUGAUCAAGUUUUAUCUUUCGCUACCGAAAUCUUCAACUACUUCAAGGUAGAGAUUCAACUCCAGUCCUUGAUCAAGCAUCUCGGCCUAAUUGGUGAUAUCUUUCAACCAAGACCCGGUCUAUCCUCGACCCUCCUUGGCACCAACGAACAGAGUGAUCGGGAUCCCCAGAAAAUUGGGUUUCGCCAAUUAACAUUGGUCCCCCAUCUUUUAUCCAGCAGAAAAUUGACCACACAGAUCGCUAAACUCACUGAGCGGGACGACAUGGAGGCUUCUAAGGUCCGAGAACUUUAUUCGACUCUGUUGGAGGAUCUCCUAGUUUUAGCAGAUUCGUUGAAACAACAUAAGAACCUGUAUAAUCUCUGUGGUGACGCGCUAUCGAAGCUUCUGAAUCUCCUCUCUAUUGGAGAGUUUAUCAAAUCUGUGGAAACCCUCCUAGAUCGACCUGAUGCUGUCCUACGGCGUAAGGUCUUGCGCGCUGUCGAGGUCAGGAUCGACGAGGAGAGCCAGGGAGAUGCUAAUUCCAGAGUAGCCCUUCUUGCAUUCCUGCCACACUUAACAGCUAUCAUUAGAGUCUCGGAGGAUACGGCAUACAAGCACCUAGCUGUAGGCUGCGUGGACAAGAUCUCCGAGAAAUACGGAAAGAAGGAUCCGGAGGCUGUGACUGCGGCUGCUGCAACAAUUGCUAGCGACCAAUGUUUGGGUCAAGAUGAUGAUCAGCUCCGCGUAAUGGCGUUGCUUUGCCUGGCAUCUUUGGUAGAUGUACUUCAGGACGGUGUCAUGCCCGUUCUACCAUCUGCUAUUCCGAAGGCGCUUUCGUACAUUGCAGAAAGCAUGAAAAGCGAGGCUUCGGGGGUUGAACUCCAUAACGCCGGCUACGCAUUCAUGGCAGCGCUGGCACAGCAUCUCCCCUACAUGCUCUCUGGGUCCUAUCUAGGCCAGCUUCUAGCAGUAUCAAGCGCAUCUUCUAGUUCUAAAUUGGGCGCCGAAGCCAAUGAUGCUAGAUUGCAAUGUUUGCGAUUACUUGCCAAGCAGGUCGAUGCUAAGACUCUGUUCUCUGCUCUAGAACAAAACUGGGGUACAGCCAUAGAUUCCGGCCCAGUUGCCACGCGAGAAUAUCUUGACAUUCUCGGCAUCGCACUUGACAAACAUUCGAAAACAGAUAUCUCCAAGAAUAUCGCCUCCCUAUCGGCCAUAUUCCUUAAUGCCUUUGAUCUUCGUAGACUGAAGUGUUCCAAGGGUGGUGCUAGCGAGGACUUCUCGAGGCAAAUACACCGCAUCGAAGAAGCGAUUAACAUAGUUGCUCUGAAGAUGAUAUACAAACUCAACGAUGCAACAUUCCGACCGAUAUUCUCUCAGCUGGUAGACUGGUCUGCAGGCUUGCCGGAGAAGGAUACCGAAGGCAAAAACCUCAGGCUUUUGAGCAUAUACGGCUUUUUCCUAUCUUUCUUCAGCGGCCUAAAGUCUAUCGUCACUAGCUACGCAUCCUACAUUCUCGACAGUGCCGUCGACAUUCUCCAAAGCACAAGUCCAAAGAGACCUGUAGAACAGGAACUAUGGAAGAAGGUACUGAACACUCUAGCAAAGUGUUUCGAGCACGACCAAGACGACUUUUGGCAGGCUCCUGCUCAUUUCGGCGCAAUAGCGCCCACUUUGGCCUCGCAAUUUCCUCACGCCUCUUCCAUUAACUUAACAAACGAGCUUAUUCCUGCCGUAGUCGAACUCGCAGCCGCAGCCGAUUCUCAAGAACACCAAAAAGAACUGAACGGAGCUCUACUAAAGCAUCUGCGCUCCGAGCAGGCGUCGGUCCGUCUAGCGGCCGUGAAAUGCGAACAAGCGCUCACAAGUAGGUUGGGCGAAGAAUGGCUGGCUAUGUUGCCAGAAAUGCUUCCAUACAUCAGCGAAUUGCAAGAUGACGACGACCAGUUGGUCGAACGGGAGACGUACAUCUGGAUUAAGGGGAUAGAGGGAGUCCUGGGCGAGGAAUUGGAUUCUAUGUUGCAAUAGAGGGUGUCGAAUAGAUAAGAACUAAAUGAGAACCGGUUGUUAACCAAUCUUUCUACGUCCAAUUCAUCUAGGUCGUGUGUAAUUUAUUCUAUAAAGGCAUGGAAGGGUUAGUCCCUUUUUCGGGUUGUACAUAAUUCCUAGACAAAUAAAUAUUGAUUACAAGAU
Annulohypoxylon truncatum is the source of this 5664-nucleotide messenger RNA. RefSeq lists its product as uncharacterized. The record is from RefSeq and is a predicted model, not a curated record. The coding region runs from base 103 to 5499 and encodes 1798 amino acids. The transcript is spliced from 3 exons. Gene Ontology annotation, biological process: maturation of SSU-rRNA from tricistronic rRNA transcript (SSU-rRNA, 5.8S rRNA, LSU-rRNA); positive regulation of transcription by RNA polymerase I. Gene Ontology annotation, molecular function: snoRNA binding. NCBI's taxonomy places the organism in Eukaryota, Fungi, Ascomycota, Sordariomycetes, Xylariales, Hypoxylaceae. Gene Ontology annotation, cellular component: small-subunit processome; 90S preribosome; t-UTP complex.